Molecule: messenger RNA, 594 nt
Organism: Leishmania braziliensis MHOM/BR/75/M2904
Lineage: Eukaryota; Euglenozoa; Kinetoplastea; Trypanosomatida; Trypanosomatidae
Exons: 1
Coding region: 1-594 (197 amino acids)
Source: RefSeq, a predicted model, not a curated record
AUGGAAGCUGUGGAGUACAGCACGCUGACCGCCGAGCAGCGCCUUUCCCCAGGAGAGGAGGAGAACCUCGUGCAGCGACUGUACUAUCGGCAGAUGCAGCUGGCGGCGCAGCGCGAGGAGGAGCGUCGCGCCACCUUGGAGCGAGCACGCGCCCAGACCCAGAAGCACAUUUCAAAGGAGGAAGAAGGCCACCUGGUGAGUCGCAUGUACGAUCAGCAGGUGGAGCGCUUUGCCAACUCCAAGGCCGAGCGUGAUCGUAAGAUGGAGGAGGAGGUGCACAAGAACGACAAGAAGAUGGAACCCAGCGAAAUCGAUGACCAGGUGCGCCGUAUGUACGAGGAGGAGCGCAAGAAGAGCCGGAUGCGGCGCGAGGCGCUUAACUCGCGCUACCUGCUGACCGCGGAGCCGAAGAAGAUAGGUAAGAAGGAGCUGAAGGGAUGUGUGGAUCGCCUCUCGCACGUUGACUGGGAGAAGCGCGACGAGGAGCUUUUCAAGAAGUAUGUCUACCCGUACGACCCAAAGACAACGAGGAUUUCCCGUGACGAGGAGCAGGCGAUGGCGGACCGCCUCUCGACGACGAAAGGGACCGGCUAA